This is a messenger RNA of Rotaria sordida, 850 nucleotides long. Lineage: Eukaryota; Metazoa; Rotifera; Eurotatoria; Philodinida; Philodinidae. The record is from the annotation of a GenBank genome assembly.
UGGAACAGGUAGAUUAAAGCCAGAAGCAACUACAUCGACACUCUUAUUAUGGCCUUUAGAAGUUAAACAGAGAAUGAUUGAUCGUGGUGAAACAACUGCAUCUGAUCCAAAUGAAAUAGAUCAUGCUUCUUGUUUGAAUUAUGUUCAGAGAGUACUACAAAAAUUUCGAAACCAAACUGAACAUUAUCAAGCUCAAUUGAAAGAAAGAAAAAAACGUUUAAACAAUUGUUGGACAUGUGAAAUCGGAGAAGAUACUACUAAAUUUGUUCAACAACAUGUCACACCUAUAUAUAAAGUACCUACAGAAGAACAAAUUGCUAUCGUUCAAUAUGAUUAUAAUGAUCGAUUGAUUCAAUUAGAAUAUUAUCAACAAAAUCCAAAUGAAUAUCAAAAACAAAUAUUUGAAAAUCUUACUCAAGCCAAAUAUGAAAAAGAAACAGCUAAAUUUGAUGUAGCUAUAUUAAAACAACGUAUUGUUUAUAAUCAUUUACCAACAUCAUUUCAUACACUUCAAAUACCUGUGCCCAUAUCAUUAGAUACAAUUAUCGAUACGAUGACUCGUCAACGUUUAAAGGAUCGAUGUGAGAAAAUUUUACAACGGACGAAAUCUGAAAUGAUGAUGAUUUAUAUUGCAACAGCCGAAGCAAAAAUGAAUGAAUAUCAAAAGAAAUUCGAUAGUGACUUGGCUAAAAUGAAAGAAAAUCAAUGUUCUGACUCAUCACAUAAAAAAUUAACUCAAACAAUAUUAAAUAUUAUGGAACGACGUUUUAAGAAUAUUAAUGAACGUCUUAUAUAUCUUUGCAAAUUAAAACUAAGUUUUUUCGUCAAAGCUCUGACGGUCAUGAAUUAG